CGGCCUCGCCCCCGGCACGCUUGGCUUCUGUGGGCGCCGAGGAGGAUACACAUGGCUCGCGAGCUGCGGACGCUGCUGCUGUGGGGCUGCCGCCUGCGGGCCCCGGCGCUGGCGGUCGCCCGGGGAGGAAAACCAGUUCUGUGUCCUUGGAGGCCCCCAGCCCAGUCCUGGAGUCCCAGGCAAAACCUGGCUUCAAGCUCCCACGUUGGACGGCUGUUCAGCUCCCAGGCUGCUGAGGACCGGAAGGAGGAGCCCCUGCACUCCAUCAUCAGCAGCUCGGAGACCGUGCAGGGUUCUGUUUCCAAACAUGAGUUCCAGGCUGAGACAAAGAAGCUUCUGGACAUCGUUGCCCGUUCCUUGUACUCAGAAAAAGAGGUGUUCAUACGGGAGCUGAUCUCCAAUGCUAGCGACGCCUUGGAAAAGCUGCGUCAUAAGCUGUUGUCUGAAGGCCAGGCGCUGCCGGAAAUGGAGAUUCACUUGCAGACUGAUGCCGAGAAAGGCACCAUCACGAUCCAGGACACUGGCAUCGGGAUGACACAGGAGGAGCUGGUGUCCAACCUGGGAACCAUUGCCAGGUCGGGGUCGAAGGCCUUUCUGGAUGCGCUCCAGAGCCAGGCGGAGGCCAGCAGCAAGAUCAUCGGCCAGUUUGGAGUGGGUUUCUACUCGGCCUUCAUGGUGGCUGACAGAGUCGAGGUCUAUUCUCGUUCAGUGGACGCAGGCAGCCCUGGGUACCAGUGGCUUUCAGACGGCUCUGGGGUGUUUGAAAUCGCCGAAGCCUCAGGAGUUAGAACCGGGACCAAAAUCGUCAUCCACCUCAGGGCAGACAGCAGAGAGUUCACCAGCGAGGCUCGGGUUCGAGAUGUGGUGACAAAGUACAGCAAAUUUGUCAGCUUCCCCUUGUACAUGAAUGGAAGGCGCCUUAAUACCCUGCAGGCCAUCUGGAUGAUGGACCCCAAGGAUGUGGGCGAGGGUCAGCAUGAGGAAUUCUACCGCUACAUCGCUCAGGCCCAUGACAAGCCCCGCUACACCCUGCACUACAAGACGGACGCACCUCUCAACAUCCGCAGCCUCUUCUACGUGCCAGAAACGAAACCAACCAUGUUUGACAUGAGCCGGGAGCUGGGCUCCAGUGUCUCGCUGUACAGCCGCAAGGUCCUCAUCCAGACCAAGGCCACCAACAUCCUGCCCACGUGGCUGCGCUUCAUUCGAGGUGUGGUGGACAGCGAGGACAUCCCCCUGAACCUCAGCCGGGAGCUCCUCCAGGAGAGUGCGCUGAUCAGGAAACUCCGGGGCGUUCUACAGCAGAGGCUAAUAAAAUUCUUCAUUGACCAGAGUAAAAAACAUGCUGAGAAAUAUGCCAAGUUUUUUGAAGAUUACGGCUUGUUCAUGAGGGAGGGCAUCGUGACCACGGCUGAGCAGGAGGUCAAGGAGGAUAUUGCAAAGCUGCUGCGGUACGAGUCGUCGGCACUGCCUGCUGGGCAGCUGACCAGCCUCCCAGACUACGCCAGCCGCAUGCAGGCCGGCACCCGCAGUAUCUACUACCUGUGCGCCCCCAACCGGCACCUGGCGGAGCACUCGCCCUACUAUGAGGCCAUGAAGUGGAAAAACACAGAGGUUCUCUUCUGCUACGAGCAGUUUGAUGAGCUGACCUUGCUCCACCUUCGUGAGUUUGACAAGAAGAAGCUGAUGUCUGUGGAAACGGACAUCGUUGUUGACCACUACAAGGAGGAGAAGUUUGAGGACGGCUCCCCAGCUGGCGACCGUCUGUCAGAGAAGGAGACAGAGGACCUGAUGGCCUGGAUGAGAAACGCGCUAGGGUCCCGUGUCACCAACGUGAAGGUGACUCCUCGGCUGGACACCCACCCUGCUAUGAUCACGGUGCUGGAGAUGGGGGCCGCCCGGCACUUCCUGCGCAUGCAGCAGCUGGCCAAGACCCAGGAGGAGCGUGCUCAGCUGCUGCAGCCCACUCUGGAGAUCAACCCCAGGCACACACUCAUCAAGAAGCUCAGUCAGCUGAGAGAUAGCGAGCCUGACCUGGCCCAGCUGCUGGUGGAUCAGAUCUACGAGAAUGCCAUGAUCACAGCGGGGCUGGUCGACGACCCCCGACCCAUGGUCAGCCGCCUGAACCACCUGCUCAUCAAGGCCCUGGACCGACACUGACAGCUGUGAAAGCCCCAGGUCCUCCUGCCCAGGGUUGGGGGGGGGGGUGGAUGGGGACGAUGACAAAGGACUGGAUGCUGCCAAUGAGAACACCUACUUUUGAGCUUUAUUCACUUAAAAUGUAUUCUUAGAGUUUUUGUCCAGAUUGGGGUGCUCUGGUGACACAACCUCCAAGCUUACAAUGGAAGCGGGUACAGUGAGGAAAAGCCUACCUUCCUCUAAUUCCAGCUGCCACGGUGGUGGGGAGGGGCAGGAGCACUCAGGACCAGGCACUGGUUUCCUAAACUCUGUCCCUAGCCUUUGGCUGUGUCGUCUCAGUUCUUGGCGACAGGCUGCAGAGCGGAGGUCGCUGGCCAGGCCCCACUCACGUCAGGCUCUCUUCAGCAUCACCUCUACCGGGUAAUGGUCGCUGAUGGCUAGGGCCUGUGGGGAGACAGCCAUGAGCACAGGGACACCCAGACAUCUAGUACUCUGCACUCAUGCUCCUGAGGCCAGUCGGGAUUUGGGCCUGGGAAAAGGAGACCAAGAGGCACCCAGGGCCACAGACAAGUGGCUCUUUCAAGUCAAUGAAAAAAGCAGGGUCCAGGCCUAUGUUCCUGUGUCCCAGGCCCCUAUUAGAGCUACGUAACCAGGACACUUACCAUCUGGUCACUCAAUCCGUAUGCAGCUUGGAAGUCAAAGGGAGCAGCUGAGUUGGGAACCACAGCAUCUUGGAGCAGAGGUCCUGCAACCACGAUCCUGCAGCAGCAGACACAAGAGAAGGUCCCCUUCAGCCCACUGUCUAGCUCUGUGCACUUACACCUCAGAUCCCAGCAUGUCCCCGAUCCCAGCAUGUCCCCCCAGCUCCUCUUGGUAUGGUAAAUGUCACACAGUUCCACUGUUCCCCAACUGCUCUCAAAUGUUCCCAUGGGGCCAGUCGGGUCCUGGCUCACUGUCACCCCAACACUGAGCUGAGCAACCUGGGCCCCAAACUGCACACCACUGACCAACCUACAUACCCCCCAGUGAGUGUUAUCCCUAAAUGUGCUUCACCCCCAAACUAAGAAAUGCUGCUCCUUUCAUUCCAUUUCCUAAGUGGACUGAGUGAAGCUCAGGAGGGUGCAUGUCACAGGGCUUGGGAACCAUUUCUGAAGCUGGUCAUGGAGGCUCCCUCAUCCCUGCCUGGGGGCUCAGUGUGGGCCCAGGCCCCGCUCACCUGUCGUAGGCACAGUGCGUGGAUGUAACGGUGGUGUCGGCAGUGUCAGGAAUCAGCCACUGGAAGGGGGGGCUCCUGCGCAGGCGGAUGGAUGACCACUGCGAGGGGGUCACGUAGCUGCAGCCAGCAUUGAAAUCACCCAUCAACAUGAUGUCCUACCAGGAGACACACACUGGUUGGCCUGGGGCAGAAGGGGGGCCCCAGAGCCCAAGGCUGGGGGUGGGGGUUGCCUCACCUCCAAGUCCCACUUCUGCCAGACAUCCAGGUAGACAUCAUAGAGAGAGUCGAUCUCAGCCACCGCAUCCGAUGGGGCCGCAUGCAGGGGAACAAUGGCAAACUCCUUGAUCUCUGUGGAAACAGGAGUCAUACUGAGCCGGUGUGGGCUGGGCUCAGCCAGGAGUUGGGCUGUGGUGGAGGACACAUGAGCCAGUCUUCGAGGGUGGACGUUUUCCUAAGUAACUCCAAUGUAAGACCAAAGCACAAAGGGUGUGGGCUGCAGCACGAGACAGCUUUCCAGGUGUCUUGGGAAGGGCUGGGCGGGGCACUCACGUGUGAAGGGGGAGGAGAACUUGACCACAGCUGGCUCUCGGCUGAAGCUGUCAUUCCUACAGGGCUCACAGCCAUCAUCGUACUGGUAGCUGUCCAGCACGGAAACCUGGUCGGGUCUGCAGAAGGCCGGGCCAGAGGGCAGUUAGCCUUGGGCCAGGGUGCCAGCUUGUCUUGGUAAAGUCACUUUCUGCCACGUCCAGGUGGGCAGGGGGCCCGGCCUUAGCACCGCAUAGACCCACUGGCCUGGAGCUCCUGCCAUGUCCCCCUGCCUCUGCACAGGCUGUGAGGCCAGCUCAGAGCCCUGCUCUGUGGCCCCAGUUCUCGCCCCCACACCCGGAGGGGAGGGGCUCACAGGCUCUCUAGACCACACCCCAGCCUCCUGUCGGCACCCUCUGAGGAGGUGACCCAAUCUACCUGAACAGGAAGAGGUAGCGCUCCUUAUAGCUGUUGCGUCCCAGCGGCUCACUGACCACAAAGUGAUAGGUGUUUGGGUCAUCCCUGGAUUGAGGAAACAAAUGUCGCGGUCAGGGUGGGGGGCAGUCCGUGGGGACCCUCCUGCCACCUAUAUACAUCUAUAGCAGGGUUCCUGCCCACAUCCCUAUCUCUGGGGCCUGGCUGAAGUGGCAUACCCUCUCCCAUCCAUGCCUCCCAGGACCGCACUGUCACCCACUGGUUGAGUUUGUCCAGCAGCCUUCCUACGGCCGUCAGGUGGUUGUCUCUGACCUCCUGGAUGAGGGCGAUAUCAUAGCGACUCAGGAUCUGGGGACAAGGCCACAGUACUGCUAAGCAGGGCAGGCUGGGUGGAGACUGAGGCAUCCGAGCCGGCCUGCUGUGAAUCACAGGGCCGACCUGCUCCUCCCAGACACCUUCCUGUCACAGCUUGGCCUGGGACUUGCCUGGGACGUGCCAGACAUCCCACCACCUCCAGCCGUGGUGGACGGCACAGCAGUGACAAGGACCUGUCCCCUUGACAGACAGGUGGGCUGAGACCAGAGGCUUUCAAUCCCCUCCCCCGAUCACCACCACUGCCGAUCACCCUCAGGACUGACCACUGGCCCAGGGUUCCCAGGGCCUGUUAGAGGGCCCUCCCCUUCCCCCACCCUGAGUCCCCUGAGGACAGGCCAGCCUGGAUUUACCUGUACAAUGUAGUUGGAGAGGGUAGCAUUGGACAUCUUGGUCUCCCCGAAAGUCUGGAUGUUGAAGGCUGCUAUUCUCAGGGACAGGGUCUGCUGCAGCAGGCCAGCCAGGGUGAGUAGCACCCCCAUCAGCCUGGCACCCCUCAUUCUGGAUGAGGAGAAAUGUUCACAUGUGGGCCUGAGGUUGGCAGACUCAGCACUCUGGCCUCCCUGAGUCCAGCUGCGCAGAACUGGUAGAGCCCAAGGCUGAGUAAACCCUGUCUUUGUGGGCUAUGCCGAGCAGGCCAGGGUGAGCCUCUGAGCCCUCUCACCAGCAUGCAGAGAGCCAGACACCAAGCGCCAAGUAACAGGCGCUGGAUCUUCUCACUCCUCACCUGCCAGCAGAUGAGCCCCUGUGAGGGUCGCCAGCCUAGGAAGCCCCUGACACUGUGGGUGGGGCACCAGCUCACCGCCCUCCCCGCUCCGGCCACCCUCCCCUCUGGGAUUGGCCAGGGCUCUUCCCAGGGUGGCCACGGUCACCAAGAGGGACUCCACGGGGCUUAUGGGCCUGGUACCCACCUUCCACAGGCCACGGGUCACACAGCCCUUGGGGCACCAGGCACACUCACCUGAAACUUGACUUUCACAAAGACAACAGGAAUUCUGCCAAGAAUCAAGAAUUGAUACUCUUCGGUGCCAAUUUUCUCCUUUCACUGCUUUAAGAAAAAAAUUCACAAAGUGUUAAGAAACACAACUGUGAGCUGUUGCAGCUCCAAAUCCUCACACAGGGAAUGUUCGUCCCACCUGGGGUUUUAAAGGUUUAGGCAGCUGUGACCUUUCCCAGGGCAUCACCUGGAGGACACAGAACAAUAGUGCUGCCUGUGGGGCUUUCCUAGCAGGUGGGUAGCUGGCAUGUGUUUAUUUCAAAAGGUACAGGUCCUUCCUGCUGUAAAGAGCACCUGAUGUUUGC
Messenger RNA from Globicephala melas (long-finned pilot whale), 5989 nucleotides. It is a transcript of the gene TRAP1, whose product is annotated as TNF receptor associated protein 1. NCBI's taxonomy places the organism in Eukaryota, Metazoa, Chordata, Mammalia, Artiodactyla, Delphinidae. The record is from RefSeq and is a predicted model, not a curated record. Gene Ontology annotation, biological process: protein folding. Gene Ontology annotation, cellular component: mitochondrial inner membrane. Gene Ontology annotation, molecular function: ATP hydrolysis activity; ATP-dependent protein folding chaperone; protein kinase binding.